AUGGAGGCUACAAGUCAACACACGGACAAAUCGUCUUCCAUUCCGGCAAAUAGCACUGUUUACAUCAACAACAUUGAUGAUCGUAUCAAGAUCCCCGAGCUAAAGCUAGCUCUUCACGAGAUUUUUGACGAGUACGGCACAGUGCUGGAGAUAAUCGCUCAUAAGUCCCUCAGAUGCAGAGGACAAGCAUUCGUUGUUUUCGAUAAUGUGGAAUCUGCCACUACCGCCAUCGAAGAGGUGAACAAGUUUGAACUUUUUGAUAAACCAAUGGCCCUUGCAUAUGCACGAACCCGCAGUGAUGUGCACACUCUUCGUGAAGAAGGUUCCACGGCACUGGAGACCAUAAAGCAAGAGCGUCAUGCCGAGAAAGUUCGUAUCAAGGCACAGCAGGCUCUGGAGGCCGCCCAGAGACAGAAGCGCAAACUCGAAGCCGAAGCUAAAGACGACAGCCCCCAGCCUUCCAAGGUAAUCGUACGUGGUGCUGGACUUCAGCCCACAAAAGUCAAGCCAUCAUCUAAAAGUGAUGAAUUCUUGGCACCCAACAAGGUCCUGUUCAUCCAGGGUAUCCCUGAGGAACUUGAUCAAGCGGAUUUGGAGAGUCGGUUCAGUUGUUUUGCAGGCUUUAAAGAGCUUCGUACUGUUCCCGCUCGAAAGAACAUUGCCUUUGUUGAGUACGAGAACGAGGAGUUUGCCAUCACUGCUAAGAAGGCCACCCACAAUACGAGUGUUCUUGGCCAGACUAUGCGCGUCACCUACCGAAAGGAGUAG
Messenger RNA from Penicillium taxi, 768 nucleotides. RefSeq names its product U1A/U2B'/SNF family RNA-binding protein. Bases 1 to 768 code for a protein of 255 amino acids. Gene Ontology annotation, cellular component: U1 snRNP. The record is from RefSeq and is a predicted model, not a curated record. Gene Ontology annotation, molecular function: U1 snRNA binding. Gene Ontology annotation, biological process: mRNA splicing, via spliceosome. Lineage: Eukaryota; Fungi; Ascomycota; Eurotiomycetes; Eurotiales; Aspergillaceae. The transcript has 4 exons.